Messenger RNA from Durio zibethinus, 1788 nucleotides. NCBI's taxonomy places the organism in Eukaryota, Viridiplantae, Streptophyta, Magnoliopsida, Malvales, Malvaceae. The record is from RefSeq and is a predicted model, not a curated record.
AAAAUUACCAUUUCCUUCUAAAUUAUUAUUAUUUUUUCUUAAUAUAGCAAAUUGAAAAAGUUUUAGGUUAUCGGUUCAUUACCCUUAUGAGUGCAAACAAUUAUUGCGCCCGACAACCUCCAUAUUCCUGCUGACAUAAAAAUUGUUGUCUGCUUUAGUUGUUUUAACAAGGCCAAAGUAGAAAUGUAUUGUAGGAAACCUGAAGAGAUUGACUUGUGCCUAGACAAUUGAAACCAAAAAGAAAAAGAAAAAAAAUGCAAUCUAAUAUAUAGAAACUUUAUAUAAUUUUUUGGAAAGAACUUCCUAUUUUGGGGGAGAGCAGUAAAUAAGGGUUGAGAUUGUUUUUCAUUCAACAGGGAAGGUUGUGAUUCCAGACAGAAAGGCGGCAACAUAUCUGUCUAUGGUUGGAUUUUGUGACACGAGAAUGGACCUAGACAGUAACAUUAAAUAUGGAAAUGCCAUGUACUAUCCAGCACUGUCGAUGAUGGCUAGUAAAGCAGUUUAUAAUAAUGCUGCUUAUACAGAAACCAUUGUAAAGGGUCAUUGGCAGAUGGAGCACUUGGGAUUUGAAGAUUAUUGGAACGAUUUCCUACUAACAAUCGAUACACAAGCCUUCUUGUUUCGAGAUAAAAGUGAUGACCGUGACACUAUUGUUGUCUGCUUUAGAGGAACUGAGCCGUUUAACGCAGAUGAUUGGUGUUCGGACGUCGAUAUCUCUUGGUACGAAUUCCCUAACAUUGGAAAGAUUCAUAGUGGAUUCUUGAAAGCCUUAGGCAUGCAGAAAAUUGUAGGUUGGCCAAAUGUAGUUGUGCCAGAUCUAACCCGCAAAGCACCAUUAGCUUACUACGACAUAAGGGAUAAGUUGAGAGACCUUUUGACCAAAAAUCCUCAAGCAAAAUUUAUAGUAACGGGCCACAGUUUGGGUGGUGCCCUAGCAGUUCUGUUCCCAGCAAUUGUGUUUUACCAUAACGACACGUUGCUGCUGGAGAGAAUGGAAGGAGUUUACACUUUUGGGCAACCUAGAGUCGGAGAUGAGAUGUUUGGGAAUUACAUGGAGAAGAAUUUGAACAAGAAUGGAAUUGAAUAUUACAGAUAUGUUUACUGUAAUGAUAUUGUUCCGAGGGUUCCAUCUGAUAACAAUAGUCUUUUGUUCAAGCACUUUGGCUCCUGCGUCUACUACAACAGCAAAAAGAUUGUUGACGAAGUACCAUACAAGAACUACUUCUCAAUUUGGGCCUUUUUCCCCAUGCUAAAAAAUGCUAUAUAUGAGGUGAUAAGAAGUUUCACUAUAGCCAAGCAGAGGGGACCAGAUUACAAAGAAGGGUGGGUGAUGUUUGGUGUGAGACUAUUUGGAUUGGUGAUCCCUGGUAUACCAGCUCAUUGCCCCCAGGAUUAUGUUAACUCCACCCGUCUAGGAGCCCCAGAUGAUGUUCUAUUUCUUCCCUGCCACGAGAAAAAAACCAGUCACGAACUGCGCCUGCUAGUCCUGAAUUAACAAGUCUUGUGGCCUGUCCUUCAAUAAAAUAUUUAGGCCUACCAGACUUGGGAUUUGGGAGUUGAUUUGCAUUAUGGAGAUUUCAAUAAAAAUAACUGGAAGGUAUACGCUUGCCACCAGUAGCACCUUUGUAACUAAAUUAAUGUUGUCGCUGUUAAAGCUUUUCAAGUUAUAUGUGUUUGGAUCGAUGUUUGUGAUAAUAAUAUAAAAUGUUUUCAUUCGCUUUCACAACAUGGAAGAUUGAAGUUUGAGCUUCAAGACUGUUGCUUCCAGGAGUAAAGUUGAAUGGCCAA